GGUAUACUUUUAAUGGUGUAUGAAUACAGAUAAAAAUCAAUCUCCUUCGACAUGGCAAGAACUUCCAUAGAGUAGUCUUCUAGCCUAGCAUAUGUGAGGAGAACCUUACAAGUGUCCUUAUUGUGACCAGAGAACGUCCCAGGAAGAAUUGAAACGUCACACUAAUACAUGAUAGGGAACGAAAGCCAGGAAAUAUGCCAACUCAACCCCUUUUAGUAUAUAUGGAGGGACCAGAUGGGAUAGCCAGUACUGUUGGUGCGCAGAUGGAGAAUAAUGAUGCCUCGAUGCCGAUAAAAGGGACCAACACAAUUUCUUACAAAAACGUGCAAGAAAAGUUCUUGAUGCAAGCGGAGGGGUGUAUGUCUUUGGAUUGCAUGUUUUGUGAUCAGACUUUUAAACAUCCUGAAGAACUUGGUAAGCAUGUCCUAACUCAACAUAGACCAACGCUUUGUGAACCAGCAGUUCUGCGUGUCGAAGCAGAAUAUCUUAGUCCUCUUGAUAAAUGUCAAGUUAGAACAGACUUGCCAUCACCAGAAAACAAUGAAAAGGACAAUGAAGAAUUUAGCUGUGAAGUUUGUGGGCAAACAUUUGAUGAAGCUUUUGAUGUUGAGACUCACAUGAAAAAGCAUAAGGACUCUUUCACAUAUUGGUGUAAUGUAUGUGGAAGAAGAUUUAAAGAGCCUUGGUUCCUCAAAAAUCACAUGAGAACACAUACUGGUAAACCUGGUUCAAGAAAUAAGCUUCAACAAGGUUCUGAAAGCCCAGUAACAAUUAAUGAGGUGGUACAGGAGCAUGUAACUGAAAAUGUAACAUCACCUUACAAAAUCUGCAUGGUUUGUGGUUUCCUAUUUCUCAAUAAAGAGAACUUAAUUGAGCACAGUAAAGUGCACACCAAAGAGUCAGCAUCCAAUGGUGAUAGCCCACAAGUCACUGAUGGAGCCAAUAAAGGAGGAGUGGCUCAGAGAGAAGAAUUUCUGCAAUUUUUGAACUUAAGACCAAAUGUGACUCCAGAAAAGAGUAAAUCAGAAAAACCUGUGAAAUGGAUAGCUGAACUGGAUCCAUUUAAUACAUAUCAAGCAUGGCAGCUCGCAACCAAAGGUAAAGUUGCUAUUGGCCAUGGACAGAUUAAAGAACCAGGGCAAGAAGGAAGUACAGACAAUGAUGAUUCAUCAUCUGAUAAAGAAGAACUUGGUGAAAUUUGGAAUACAAAUAAAGGUAGCCAGGUUAGUCAGACUGAAAAUGCUGGGAAGUCAAAGGUAGGUAAAAGUAGCAGUUGUCCAGGAAAUGGUACCCUGUCCCAAGACAAAAUGAAACAUCCCAGUGGUGAAGUGCCUUCUAUGGAGAUGGAUCCUAAAGUGUCACAAAACAAAGAGAAACCAACACACUGCUCAGAGUGUGGCAAAGCCUUUAGAACAUACCACCAGCUAGUUCUUCAUUCAAGAGUACAUAAGAGAGAUAGGAGGACUGAUGCAGAGACUUCAGCCACUUCUAGAACAUGCUGUGCAGACUUAAUUGUAACCCUACAUGAAAAUGGAGUAGUAGACCGAACAGAGGGAGGCUCUGAAGAUGGAUCUGAAGAUGGACUACCAGACACACUUCAUUUGGAUAAAAAUGAAGAUGGCUUGGAAAGAGCAAGAGUUAAAAACCUUGGGGCCUCCAGAGAAUGCAGCUAUUGUGGAAAAUAUUUCCGCUCAAAUUAUUACCUCAAUAUUCAUCUCAGAACUCAUACAGGUGAAAAACCAUACAAAUGUGAAUUUUGUGAGUAUGCAGCAGCCCAAAAAACUUCAUUGAGGUAUCACUUAGAGAGGCAUCACAAGGAGAAGCAGGCCGAUGUUGCAACAGAUGUGAAAAGUGACAGCAAAGUUUUGUUACAAAGUCAGGAGAUGGACCUCCUGUCAGCCACUGAUGGUGCUCAAGAAACCAAAAACUUUAAAAGGUUUAUUGACGGUGCCAAAGAUGCAAAGGGCUGCCCACCUGUAAAGCAACAAAACGAGAGAUUUUCUUCCUUUCAGAGCAUAUUGAGUGGUCCAGUCAUCUUGACCAUGAAAAAUGAUACUCAGGACUCAAAGAAGGAUGCAGUUGGUAAUAGCUCAAAUCAAAUGAAUGAGAACUCAGACGCUUCUUACCUGGAAAAGCUAAAAGCAGAGGAAGAAUUAAUGGAAUCGCAGGCAAAUGAUCCCAUUGAUAAAAAAGAGAGAGAUGCUUUAGUGACAUUGGAAGGAGAUGAUAUCCAGUUGAUUGGUGCCUUAAAGGACAAAAAUAACAUGGAAGAAAUGAGAGAGAGCGCCGAAAAAUGCGUAAACAAGCAUAUAGUGGGCUCUCAAGAAAAGCCGUUAAAUUUAUCUACUGGAACAGUGCAAGAAUGUUCAGUGAUCUCAAUUGCUAGAGGCUUGUUAGCAACCAGCACCUGCCCAUUUUGUACUUAUAGAACAUUUUAUCCAGAAGUCCUAAUGAUACACCAGAGGUUGAUGCAUAAAUACAAUCCUGACACUGUUAACAAAAAUGGUUACAGAAACAAAGCUUUGGCUAAAGCCAGGCGUACUGGAUGCCCACCAGCUCUUCUUGGUAAAGAUGUGCUUCCCCUGUCUCUUAACCCUAAUAAAAGCAAGGCUUCCCUAUCUAUGCAACCAAAACAGUUGCAUACAGAGAAGACUAAACAGUGUCCCCUUCUACAGAGCAAAGUCCCUGUUUUUCCAAUGGUAGAUUCCAGCAGUUCAACACCAAGUAACUUGAAGUCUUACAAACCGCAAAGCAUUGGAGCUCAGGCGAGUAGCUGUCGGCAACCACAGCAAGAUUUGUACUCAAAUCCUAGUAUUUCUUCAGUAAUGGAUAGAGUAAAAAAAGGUGAACCUAAAGCAAAAACUCUAAAUAUAUCAGCUUCUCAACCUGGUGUAGUUAGUAGCAGUAUCAAUAACUCCUAUGAUUCUCCCCUUAAUGAAUCUGCCUGGUUCAGUAAUCGAGGAAGAGAAUAUCUCCGCAAUAGAUCUGCGGGUCACAUAAACUUAGAAUUUGGUGAACCAUCUUCUAAAAGAGUGAAACCUAAUCUGUUAGCUCUUGAACACAUUGACUCUGCAAGGGUUAAUUACAGAAGAUAUGACAUGAGCAGAUCUCGUGUUGCAAACAGAUAUGCAAAUCUGUUACCUCAGGAAUGUUCACAUGCCAAACCUGCAUCCUCUGUUUUGCCAACCAAACAAGGGCUUCUGAAUUCAGAUGAAGUUGAUUCUCGAAAUGUACUGACUAUUCUGAAAACCUAUGAGCCGUAUAGCCCAGGACCACUUUAUGGUUCUUUUGGACCUAGCAAUGGCCAAGCAACCAGCUCUCCAAUAGAAGGAAAAAGGCCGGUGUCAUACCAACACUUAUCUAACAGCAUGCUACAAAAGCGAAGUUAUGAGAGUUUUAUUGGCAAUGCACGUUUUCGACCAAAUGACAAGAAAACUUGAUUAUUUACUUCAAGAAAUGGUCUGAGGACGCAAAUGCAUAUUUUGUGGCGUUAUUACUUGCAGUUCAUCCCUUGAGAGAAAUGAAUGGU
Emys orbicularis (European pond turtle) is the source of this 3529-nucleotide messenger RNA. It is a transcript of the gene ZNF217, whose product is annotated as zinc finger protein 217. The record is from RefSeq and is a predicted model, not a curated record. Lineage: Eukaryota; Metazoa; Chordata; Testudines; Emydidae. The transcript is spliced from 5 exons. Bases 195 to 3440 code for a protein of 1081 amino acids. Gene Ontology annotation, biological process: regulation of DNA-templated transcription. Gene Ontology annotation, cellular component: nucleus. Gene Ontology annotation, molecular function: RNA polymerase II cis-regulatory region sequence-specific DNA binding; DNA-binding transcription factor activity, RNA polymerase II-specific.